This is a messenger RNA of Thalassophryne amazonica, 683 nucleotides long. RefSeq names its product V-set and transmembrane domain containing 2 like (gene vstm2lb). The record is from RefSeq and is a predicted model, not a curated record. NCBI's taxonomy places the organism in Eukaryota, Metazoa, Chordata, Actinopteri, Batrachoidiformes, Batrachoididae. Bases 119 to 676 code for a protein of 185 amino acids. The transcript has 4 exons.
CACGCAGAGCCGAGAGGAGCAACAACGACUCCUCCGCAGCUCAACGUGGACAAUUUUUUUUUUAAUUUAAAAUCAAUGUGACACUUCGAAACAACGUCUCCACAUCACGGCUGAAGCAAUGGGAGCGUUUGGAGGCAUAAUAAGGAUUUUACAAUAUGCGGGACUUUACAUUCAACUUCACGCAGCGUUCAGCGUCGCUGUCGGCGGGGACGUGGACAACCACGUCUCUGGGAAUGCCCUCUUUACCGAGGUGCCACAUGACAUCACAACGCAGAGUGGCGAGGAUGUAGAAAUGGCUUGUUCCUUCCGUGGGGCAGGUUCAUCCUCUUUCUCCUUGGAGAUCCAAUGGUGGUACAUCAAGAACCACAUUCACUGGCAGGAGACGUCAGAGCAGACCACUAAUCAUGUUGUACCCCCACAGGAGACAUCCAAAGAAGGUACCAAAAUUAGUGUGGUGAAAGUGGCUGGCAGCAACAUCUCCCAUAAGCUCCGCCUGUCUAGCGUGAAGCCAUCAGAUGAGGGCACGUAUGAAUGUCGCGUGAUCGACUUCAGCGGUACCGUGGCGCAACACCACUGUGUUCACGCCUACCUUCAAGUGAAGGCCAAGAGGAGUCAUAGUCCUGAAGAUGUCCAGUGGAAACAGCAGGUACCCGAUCAGACCGGGCCGAGGGACUGAAGAGGAG